This is a messenger RNA of Helicoverpa armigera (cotton bollworm), 3009 nucleotides long. Its product is annotated as ionotropic receptor 93a. NCBI's taxonomy places the organism in Eukaryota, Metazoa, Arthropoda, Insecta, Lepidoptera, Noctuidae. The record is from RefSeq and is a predicted model, not a curated record. The transcript has 19 exons. The coding region runs from base 292 to 2913 and encodes 873 amino acids. Gene Ontology annotation, molecular function: signaling receptor activity; ligand-gated monoatomic ion channel activity. Gene Ontology annotation, biological process: monoatomic ion transport. Gene Ontology annotation, cellular component: membrane.
AAAUACCUUAACACGACUAGCAUUCGUAGAUCAAACCGCCUGUACAUUCAUUCACAAACUCUAGAUAUUGUUCCUCGAAGCACGAAGCUUUCGACCGGGUACGUUCGUGCAAACCACACGAAAGGUUAACAUGGAACAUCUGUGCCCCGGUUACUGCUAAUUACAUUAAGCCUUAUUAGUUACCAGAAACUUCUGAUUGGAUAUCAAUAAUUACUAUUUUUGCUUUACGAAUUAUGAGUGGGUUUUCAUUCGGAAAGUGUGGAUAUCGGUCUGCGAUCGUGUUGGCCGAAAAUGAAAGUAUGGAUACUAAGUUUUGUGUGUCUGUUUGUGAGUGUAUCUGGAGAGGAUUUCCCUUCGUUGAUAACGGCAAACGCUUCUAUAGCUGUAGUCUUAGACCGUCAAUACUUGGGCGAGAAAUACCAGUCAAUUCUGGACGAGCUCAAGGAUUACAUCAAGGAGUUAGCGAGGGUUGACCUCAAACAUGGCGGCGUCAUCGUCUACUACUACUCCUGGACUGCCAUCAGUCUCAAGAAAGGUUUUCUAGCAGUAUUCAGCAUAGCCUCGUGUGAAGACACCUGGGAUUUAUUUUCUCGCACGGAAGAAGAAGAACUCUUACUCUUUGCUCUCACUGAAGUGGACUGCCCCAGGUUACCAUCUCAUUCAGCCAUAACUGCUACGUUCACCGAACCGGGAGAGGAGUUACCACAGCUGCUUUUAGAUUUGAGGACUUCUAAUGCUUUUCAGUGGAAAUCCGCUAUUAUACUGCAUGAUGACACUUUGAGUCGUGAUAUGGUCUCCCGUGUGGUGAAGUCCUUGACAUCACAGAUAGAUGAAGAGAGUGCGUCACCUGUCUCCGUCACCGUCUUCAAGAUGAAGCAUGAGAUCAACGAAUACUUGAGACGAAAAGAAAUGCAUAGAGUCCUGUCUAGAUUGCCCGUGAAAUACAUAGGUGAAAAUUUUAUAGCGGUAGUGACGUCAGAUGUCAUGACAACAAUGGCGGAGACGGCUCGAGACUUGCUUAUGUCACAUACACAGGCCCAGUGGUUAUACGUUAUAUCCGAUACAAACGCACAGAAUGGGAACCUGAGCAGUUUCAUCAAUGAUUUGUAUGAGGGAGAGAAUGUCGCGUAUAUCUAUAACAUGACGGAUAAUAAUCCUGAUUGUAAGAAUGGCAUAAUGUGUUUCUGCCAAGAGUUGAUGGAUGCGUUCAUAUCAGCGCUAGAUGCGGCCACACAGGACGAGUUUGAUGUGGCUGCACAGGUAUCUGACGAGGAGUGGGAGGCCAUCAGACCGAGUAAGAUACAGAGACGGAAUAUGCUGUUGAAGCAUAUGCAGCAACACCUAGCAGCAAAGAGUCGUUGCGGCAACUGUUCCACCUGGCGAGCGUUAGCCGCUGACACGUGGGGCGCCACCUACAGAGGACUGUCCGAUGCUUCGGACUUGUCCAAUGUUAAUACUAAUGGAUCUUCUGGUGUUAUUGAUAAAAUUGAUCUGUUGAAGGUCGGCUUUUGGCGCCCCAUUGACGCUGUACGGUUCGACGAUGUUCUGUUUCCACACAUCCAUCAUGGUUUCAGAGGGAAGGAGUUGCCCAUCAUCACUUUUCAUAACCCACCGUGGACGAUCUUGGAACGGAAUGAAUCUGGUGCUAUCGUAAAAUACAGUGGACUUAUAUUUGAUAUCGUAAACCAAUUAGCUAUCAACAAAAACUUUACAUUAAAAAUUAUUCUAGCUUCAGUUUUAAAGAAAGAGUUAGCAAACGACACCCUUGCUGACACAAUGCAUGGCAUGGAUGCUAAGUUGACAAUAGCAGCCAUUUCUAAAGGACAAGGAGCACUAGCAGCUGCAUCAUUCACGGUUUUAGCAGAUCCUAUGCCAGGAAUAAACUACACAAUGCCAGUGAGCAUUCAGCCUUAUGCGUUCAUGAUAGCUCGACCGAGAGAACUCAGCAGAGCGUUGCUGUUUCUGCUGCCAUUUACUACUGACACCUGGUUAUGCCUCGGAUUAGCAGUAAUUCUGAUGGGGCCUACGCUAUACAUUAUCCAUCGAAUGAGUCCCUAUUAUGAAGCCAUGGAGAUCACACGCCAAGGAGGACUUGCUACGAUACACAACUGUCUAUGGUACAUCUAUGGUGCUUUAUUGCAGCAAGGGGGCAUGUACCUUCCGCGAGCAGACAGCGGUAGACUAGUAGUCGGAACAUGGUGGUUGGUAGUCCUGGUUGUCGUAACAACUUACUCCGGCAACCUGGUGGCUUUCCUCACUUUUCCGAAGCAGGAGGUUCCUGUGACCACAGUGGCAGAGCUUUUGGAAAACCGCGCGCUUUACACUUGGUCGAUAACCAAAGGAUCUUAUAUGGAGAUGGAGUUAAAGAACUCUGAUGAGCCGAAGUACAUAGCUUUAUUGAAAGGCGCUGAAAUGGUAUCCACAAGUGUUGGCAUGGGAGGAACUAUGACAUCAGGAUCUGCAUUGCUGCAGCGCGUGAGGUUCCACAGACAUGUCAUUAUAGACUGGAAGCUUCGAUUGAGCUACCUCAUGAGAGCAGACCGUCUUGAGUCAGAUAAUUGCGAUUUCGCAUUGAGCGCUGAAGAGUUUUUUGAUGAGAAAGUUGCAAUGAUUGUGCCUGCAGGCAGCCCGUAUCUUCCAGUUAUUAAUAAAGAACUAGACCGCAUGCACAAAGCAGGUUUGAUCACUCGCUGGCUGGAAGCCUACCUGCCGAAGAAGGACCGCUGCUGGAAGGCCUCGUCUAUGAUGCAGGAGGUGAACAACCAUACCGUCAACCUCAGCGAUAUGCAGGGAUCCUUCUUUGUCUUGUUUAUGGGUUUCUUCUCAGCAUCAACAGUGCUGGUACUAGAGUUCCUCUACCACCGACGCAAGCGUCGCAGCGAGCUGACCGUCAUCAAGCCUUACGUAGAAUAAUAUAUUUAUUUAUUCGCAACAACCAUCACAUUUGCAUAACGCGUGGAAAAAUACUGGAACUAUGUUCACUUGGUUAUGUAUUAGAUUUUAUAUUCA